AUGAAUCCGAACAGUCCGAAUGCUGAGAUACCUUCUGAAUGCGUACUUCUUUCAACUUUGGAUUAUGUUUUGUUUGAUACUAGUCCAUCGAUCUACCGUAGUCUGAAGGGUGAAAAAUAUAUCUGCAAAUCAGAUGCCUAUGUGAUACUUCAAAAGCUAACACUAGAAGUUUAUCAAUUUGAAAAACCCAAAAUCUUUCGCUCCCUUCUGGCAAUUUUCUUACGAUCUCAGGAGCUGAAGAAUCUCGAUAAAUGUGAAUUUGUGAUAUAUAACCCGAAAGUUUUCGAUUCGAUUAAAAAAGAAAUACAAGAUGAUAUCAAAACUUUUGGGACCGAUGUAAGACUUCCAAUGAUGACCGAAAUUAUGAAACUCGAGUUUCCCAGGCUUCUUUUGAAGUUCAAAAACUCGAUAAAAAUCGAUUGGCAAGAUUCAGAGUCCGAAAUUUUCGAGAUUAACCUUCGAAGUUAUCUUUUGGAAUUCCACAUGAUCCCUAAUUUCGCAUAUCUUCUCACUAUUUUGUACUGCACUACAGAGAGGAUAGUGAAUUUGCUGCAAAGAAUAAUCAAUUGUCGCUUGGAGAUUUUCUCGGCGGGUGGCCCAAAGCCUACACUCAAAAAGUUCGUUCACAGCCAGAAAGGAUGUCACAGAGUUUAUGGUAGGAAAUGUGAGCAGUGUGAUGCUGAAAAUUCAAAAACUCAAAAAGAUCAAAAGCUGGCGAUUCUGGAAAAAGAGUUAGCCGAUUUGAAGAUCUCUCAUCUGAAAAUGCUCGAAGAAGAUCAGGAAAAAUCGCUGGAAAUUGGAGAAUUACAGCAGAAAAAUUUUAAAUUAUCUGUCAAGAAUGAGACGGAUGACGUGCAGAUGAAGCAGUUGACCGAUAAAUUGGCAAAAUCCGAAUUAUCGGUUGACUACGGUACUGUCGGCACAUCCAAAAUUUCUCCACAGAAAAUCCGAUGUCUCAUCUGCGAAAAAUCAAUUGAAUCUGGAGAAGAUCAAAUUAUCAGAUGCCAUUGUGUACCUAGAAUCCGGAAGAUUCCAUUCGAAGUGUGCAAUCACUUUGCUCAAAGAGCACAAAGACUGUCCGGCUUGCAAUGGAGACAUCCCGAAGUUCUGAAACCUAGAAUCCGAAUUGUUUCGUUUUGUUACAAACUGUUUAAAAUGUGUUGUUAA
Molecule: messenger RNA, 1167 nt
Organism: Caenorhabditis briggsae
Lineage: Eukaryota; Metazoa; Nematoda; Chromadorea; Rhabditida; Rhabditidae
Exons: 5
Coding region: 1-1167 (388 amino acids)
Biological process (GO): innate immune response
Cellular component (GO): membrane raft
Source: RefSeq, a predicted model, not a curated record